UUGUCUUGUUAUUGUUCGCGUUCUGUUUGAUAAUGUGUUUGAUAACAACAAAAACAUCGAAUAUUAAACAUGCAAUCACUAGUACAUGAGAAAAGUUAGUGAGCACGUGUUUCAAGUAGUUCGAGCAUCAUAAUGCCUUCUAUUUCUUGCGGGAACCUAACGGUGUUCUACGUUUUAAGAUGGCACUGUACAUGCACGCCUUUCGACUCCGCUCUACCCCGCCUAUCGAGAAAUGUCAGCGGCCCAAGAUGUGUCAGUUUGUGUCAGUUGCUAAUCAGUGCUGUUGUUUCUCGGUUGGUUUCGCGUCAAAAUCUCGUUUGUAUUGUGCAGCCGCACAGAAUAACACGGUCGAUCGGUCAGCGUAUACAUUCAUUCGCACUUCAUUCCAAUUAUUAUAAACUAGAAGAGACAAAUACAUUCGGUGCGAAUCAUCAUCUCAACAAAAUGCGACGCGUCCCGACGCCAAACUAAAGUACGUGCGAGAGCGUCGUCUUUCGUGUGCGCGUGUGCGUAUGUGUGCGACCUAGUGUGUGAAUGUGCGUGGACGACGUCGACAUGCUUUGAAGAAGCGGACCUCGAGCAUCCGAUUUUAAUUAACGAUGCAGAAGAGUUAUAAAAUAGGGGGCCUGAGUACCCAUACCAUCACUUCCAUCAAGACUGGCGUUUACGAUGGGAAGAUUGCCGGACUCUACGAUCUGGAGGAGACUCUCGGUCGGGGACAUUUUGCCGUCGUCAAAUUAGCGAGGCAUGUCUUCACCGGCGAGAAAGUGGCCGUGAAGGUGAUCGACAAAAGCAAAUUGGAUAGUGUUUCCAAAGCGCACCUGUUUCAGGAGGUGCGAUGCAUGAAAUUAGUACAACAUCCAAAUGUUGUUCGUCUCUACGAGGUGAUCGACACCGCUACCAAACUGUACCUGAUUCUGGAGCUGGGCGACGGCGGUGAUCUCUAUGACUACAUCAUGCGCCAUGAGUCGGGCCUUAGCGAAAUACUGGCGCGAGAUUAUUUUGCACAGAUUGUACGCGCCAUUACCUACUGCCACCAACUACACGUGGUACAUCGCGACCUCAAACCCGAGAACGUUGUGUUUUUCGAGAAACAGGGCGUUGUCAAGUUGACCGACUUUGGUUUCAGUAAUAAAUUCUCGCCUGGUCAAAAGCUUGAAACGAGCUGUGGGAGUCUUGCUUACUCAGCUCCUGAAAUUUUGUUGGGUGAUUCGUAUGAUGCGCCCGCUGUGGACGUUUGGUCACUUGGUGUCAUUCUAUACAUGCUUGUGUGUGGACAGGCUCCCUUUCAUGAAGCGAACGAUUCGGAGACACUCACAAUGAUCAUGGACUGUAAAUAUACCGUUCCUGUACAUAUUUCAAAGGAAUGCAAAGAUUUAAUAGCUCGAAUGCUGGUACGUGCUCCUGAUAAGCGCGCAACAUUGACGGAAAUUGCUGCGCAUCCGUGGUUGGCUCGCACCAGGACGGAAUCGAUUGAUAUCUUGCCGUUGGUGUCGAGGGAACAGCUCACCGAGGAGGAUCAUAAUCUCAUUGUUACGAAGAUGGUCAAUGGAAAUAUAGCUGCCAAAGAAGAAAUUCACGAAUGUUUAGAUAAGAAUGACUAUAAUCACAUAACCGCGACGUAUUUUCUACUCGCCGAGCGAAAAUUGCGUUUCAAACGUCAGGAACAGAGUGGAAAAGGUGGAAAGCGACCUGAAAAUCUUGCCGUGCCGAAUAACAACGCUCAAUCGCAGUCGAAUAAACUACUUCUGCCGGCGCCCGCAUGUCUGCUCACCGUACCGCGAACGCCAGGGGAUGUCCCGCAGCGCUCGCGCAAAUGCAGCAUUGUGCAGGAGGACGAAGAGGAGGAGGACAUAUCUAGUUCAGGGCGGGAGGAUCUGGCUGGAGGGCACAAUUCGCUAAAUAGGCGAGGCAGUCGCUCCGAGGGUCGCAUCAAUGUUGCGUUGCAGGAACGUCUCGCAGAGGCGGAGCGCCGCAAGGAGGAGAAACAACCUCGUACGAAGGCUGUGUGCAAUAUCAAAAUGUUAGAGAGUCGGCCGCGUUCAGCACACGAGACGUUGGUGGAUAUAAAGUUGACUGCUGCAAGUAAAUGGAAGUCGGAGAAGUCGGCGAGUAUACCGGAGACAACGGCUGUUUCGAUGGGCGAGAUAGAGAUACCGACUACUAUUAUCACCCAAGCUGCUACAAUGACCGCGCCCAUUACUCAAGCAAUCCCGACAUCGCCUCUCGUGAAAUACAAGACCAUGUCGUCGGCAUCUCCGUCGCCGCAAUCUCAACUCAAUGAAAUUUUUGAGGAGGGCGAUCACGGUAAUCGAGCUAGUGGUAAUCGACAGCUGGUGAAUCGUAGUCGGUAUACAGAACAACGUCGUACUAAAUUUCAUAAGACCAGGACGGCUUCGUGUAGCUCUUCGGAUGCGAGCGAUGAUGACAGUGAGAAUCGAAAAAAGCGUGCGCACAAGAUGAAUACAAACACAAGUGCAAAACCGCUGCAGCCAAGACGAGAUUCUCACGAUGAUUCAAGUGAUUCACAAGAGCCAGGCGCCAACGGAACUGCCACGAGAACUACUCAACAUGGGGCUGCUUUCACUGUACAAAGCAAUAGCGACAAUUCGAAUAAUAAUAAGGGUACCAAUGGAAAUGAGACUGCUGGCGGACGUAAACACACUACUACACCGAAUGGCGCAAUGUUAGGUCGGCGUCACAAGUCAAGUCGUCGUCGAAGUACCGAGACGCGAUUGCGCGAAAGCCAGUCCCUUAAUCGCAUCACAGAAGAACAGGACGCCAACAACGCCACCGCCAAUCUUAUCGUCCAGCCGGCGAAUGGCACUCAGAAAACCAAGAGUUUUGGUGCUAAAUUGUUUGGUUUUACGAUUGGGAAUGGGGGCGGUGGCGGUGGCGGUGGUGGCAAACGUCCUGCGUCCGAGCAUUACUCGCGUAAGGACAAGGAUAAACCGCCAAUCGAAGAAUCCAAGCCUGACAUACGUGAUGAAAAAGAGAACAAGCUUAGUUCAAAGAAGAUGCGACUUCUUGGUCGUUAUCUGCAAGUCCACAAGCGCAUCUUCAUGCCAAUUCCGAAUCUCUUUGGGCGCAACAAAUUAUACAAAGCCCGCAGUUGUGGCUCGCUAACCCGCGAUAAAAUUACCUCGAAUCCUAAUGAAGUAGAAGCAUUGCGCGCGCGUGCUGUCAGCGUUAUCCGCAACUCUGUUGGCAGCACAAGCGACAUUAACCAAAAUAUGGGCGCGACUAAAGCGGUCGCCGGAGACGAAGCAAACCUGGUAAAAAACGUCACGUCGGGGUUGAGUAAUAUGUGCGCGCACCUUGGACCGGCGUCUAAGUGUAGCUUCUGCUGACCUGUUGACUGUAUGAGCAUACCAAAGCAUUUCAUAUCUAUGCCAAGCUAUGAUCAACCUGGUCGUUUAGAGUCGCGAAACAACAAAACAUGCAUAUUAUUAGAUAAUUCAUUACAGCGUCAUUGAAAACUUAUUCACCAAAGGGUAGCUAAUUUUAAAUGCAAAUGUAUUGUUGUGUACCUAUAUUUAUAAUUUGAUAUAGUGUUGCAGUGGUCAUGUAGGUGCCACUGAUAUGAUAUUUAUUUAUUUAUAAUUCUAGACUGAGAAAGAUAUGAUUAUCUAUACUCUUGGAUACACUUGAGGGAUUUAUAAAUGGUUGGAUGCGAACUAAUGUAGUGGCCGUUCCCGUACUUAUUAAUUUUAUUGUCGAACAAGUUGAUGAAAUGACCACCCACACCGCAGCUUAAGAGUCAAAACGUAAUCAUAAUCAAAAAUAGCAAUUUGCUGUUCAUCACGAUAUCAAGUAAUAACAGUGGAAACAGUCGGACAAUAACAUGUUUUUGUUAGUUUAAGUCGUGUUCUAAAUCGCCUCGAAUGUCAUAUGCUCAGAAAUUAUCCAGACGGAGAAACAUUUUCAAUGAUUGGCGAUUGCCGUAACUUGCUACCGGCUGGCCGGUUGAACAUGUUGUAUAUCUUUAGCAUUACAAAAUGAUUAUUCCGAUUAUACGGUGUGGUAUUUUACUAUUAUAACGAAAAUGUAAUCAAACCUGGUUUAAACGAUACGUGUGCAUAUAGCUGUUAUAAGACUGACUGACGACUCUUACACUGACACUCAAAUGAUGAAACAAAAACCAAUUCAUGAAGUUUGAAUGUUAUUUGGAAUGCACAUAAAAAUGCCGAUCGAGCAAGUAUUGAACGUUUAAAAUUAAAGUUAACAUUAAAUACUUGGAGUUGGGGUAUUCGCUAAAGAGUCCUCUUUCCACAAUUUGUAUGUGCCGUGCACAACGAGUCGAUUUCACCUAAUUUAUAUUUAAUUUUUCACCUAUUGUAAUGUACAUGUGGUAAAAGCGCUGAUGCAGUGUAGAAGUGUGUUACAUUACUUAUCUUUUCUUGACUAUAUUGUAAAUGAUGUUCAGUGUAAUCAGAACCAUUCCGACUUCCUCCUUGUAACGUACGCUCCUUGUUCUUCAAAGUCAGCGGAUAUAGAAGUGUUAUAGACUAGACGAAAAAUCAAAACUGAUACAAUGAUACAAAACUGUAAAUGUUCAUGUUUUGAACGUGUAUAUACUUUUUCUUUAUAUGAAUACUAUUUACUUUUCUGCCAUAUACCAAAUAAAGUUGGUGUCGUUUAUCGAUAGAAUACUUCCUAAACGCAGAUCACGACAAAACAUUAGUUAACGACAAGCGCACUUGUCGACAAAUGUGCAAAAAGCUUCAUAUAUUCAUGGAAUUCUUGAUAUUCCGAUAUUCUGGACCUUUCUGUAUUGGCAACAAAGACUGGAGCCUGUGGGCCUACUAAAUUCUUAAAAUUCAACUGUUAAUGAAAACAUUUUUAUUUAGCACCGUAAAUGUGUGUAGAAAUAACAAAACAAAUGUAAUACAAUAAUGAAACUAUUAAUUGAUGUCAAGCUGGUCUUGUCGUUAGUAAAAUAGUGCAAUGAUGACAAAAGACGGGGAUUUGAGGAAGUGGCGGUUGUCUGAUUUAACUAAUAAUGCUGGGAUCAUUAUGGGGGAACAUUUUGAUAAAUUAAUUUUGAAAACGAACUGAAAUACCCGGAACAGUUGAUGGAUUGUGCAUGAUGUUUAUUUAUUCAGUUAGACCAUCUUCACUGCUGUUUGCCGGAAGAUUAAAUUGAAUAACUUCAUAUUUAAGCGACGUUCUCAGUUACCGAAUACAUGAAUCGCCAGGUCGUGAAUAUUUGACGAACUAAGUGAUUUUGUGCAAUAUAAAAUAUGAAUGUAUGUACUAGUUUUCUGGGACAAAUAUAUUUUAUUUUUGUUUUCUGUA
Molecule: messenger RNA, 5298 nt
Organism: Dalotia coriaria
Lineage: Eukaryota; Metazoa; Arthropoda; Insecta; Coleoptera; Staphylinidae
Gene: Snrk
Product: SNF related kinase
Exons: 8
Coding region: 600-3350 (916 amino acids)
Biological process (GO): intracellular signal transduction; protein phosphorylation
Cellular component (GO): cytoplasm
Molecular function (GO): protein serine/threonine kinase activity; ATP binding
Source: RefSeq, a predicted model, not a curated record